AUGUGCCUGUAUUGUUUUCGCUUGCAAAGUGCAUGCCGCGCGGCGCCUGCAGUUGUUCGGGCCGACGCGGGCGACAUGAAGGCAGACCACGCCGGCCGUCCGGGCUUGAUUCUUCCCUUGGUGAAGCGCGGGCCGACCGUGGGGUGUGGCGAGAAUUGUCGCACUGAUGCCGUCAGAAUUCAUCUCCCGCGUGCCUCGCAGGCGGACGACUCACAGCCGCUCUCCCGACCAUCUCCUCAUCCUUGGCAUCGCUCGGACGUGUGGAAUGGACGUCCGAGCGAUGGCCAGAUCACGCUCCUCUCCCCCUCCGUCGUGGCCGCGCAGCCUGGCGCUGCGCUGGUGCCGCCCGCGCAAGGCUGCCCUGCUGGCCGACCUCUCCUUCGUCCCCUUUCUCUGGCGCAGGCCUUCGUCCCGCGCGCAAGUGCCCGCCGCGCGCGCGAGGAGAGCUGGCCCUAA
Messenger RNA from Prorocentrum cordatum, 456 nucleotides. NCBI's taxonomy places the organism in Eukaryota, Dinophyceae, Prorocentrales, Prorocentraceae. The record is from the annotation of a GenBank genome assembly.